This is a messenger RNA of Moesziomyces antarcticus, 1269 nucleotides long. RefSeq lists its product as uncharacterized. Lineage: Eukaryota; Fungi; Basidiomycota; Ustilaginomycetes; Ustilaginales; Ustilaginaceae. The annotation marks the transcript as partial. The record is from RefSeq and is a predicted model, not a curated record. The transcript has a single exon.
AUGGCGCUCCUUUCCAAGCCGUCCAGCAAUGACGGUGACCAUCCAGGCAGCCAGCUGCCACUUGGCUCCCCCGUCUCACUCAGCCAGUUCUUUGCUGCUGCCAGGUACGUGAUCCAGACCACCGCUCCGCUCAGCCCCAUUGUGCACCCAGUAGCGCUGACCUCCCUCUUUCUCUGCAGCGGUGACCCUGCGCAGGCUUCUGCAGACGCAGACGCAGAUGCAGACAGUGAUUUUGACGCUGACACUGCCAUUGAUCCUACCGCAGCUGCGCAGCUGGAGCGCUUCUGCCUGCGCCUUGUGGACCACCCACGUCUGCUGGUCUGCACCCGCAAGCAGUGUCUGCUCAAGCUGCCGCUGAUGCCCACAUUCAAGGAGGUCAGCACGCACCUCAAGAUGCAGCAUCACCAUGCGCUGGUGGCCAGCAGCAAGCAGGUGCUUGUGGACGUGCUGGAGACGCUGGACCUGGACCAUCCUGCCUCUGUCCGCAUCAACAGCAGCCUUCUGCCCGUGCCCAUCAUCAAGGAGCUGGACGUCACCUAUCAGGGCUACCGUUGCAGCCUCUGCCCGUACACCAUCAAGUCCAAGUCUGCCAUGCACACCCACAUGCACACGCACAGAGAUGAGGAGGUCAAGGCCACGUACAUCCACCCGGUCCCCAUGCAGGUCAUCUAUGAAGGUGGCCAGAACCGGCGCUACUUGCACGUCAUCAACAAGGAGCUGGAUCCCACGCCUCCCACGGCCAUCCUUCCUGCUGCCGCUAUUGCUGACGUGGACCGUGCUGUCCAAGUCAAGGUGUGGGAGAUGCUGCGUCAGAAUGCGCAAAACAUGCAAGACGCCAAGGUGGACAAGCCUGGCGUCCUUCCCCUGACGUUCACAGGCAACCUGGGUCUGUGGGCCAAACAGCUCAACUGGCACGCCUACUGGGCAGGCAAGCAAGUGGCUGCGGUGGGUAGGCUGGGUCCCAACCCGCAGCAUUGGCCAGGCGCGCACCGUGACUUGGUCAGCUGGGUGCUGGCCAUGGCCAAAGGCGUGACGCUGUCCUGGAUGACCAGCUUGACCAGCGCAGGCCGUCAGGUCCAGCAAAUGUUCCACGCCCACAGUGCCGAGGUCAGUCAGCCGUACAGCCUCAAUGACUCCACCAUCAAGAAGCGUGCAGACACGUGGGCAUUCAUGCUUGCGCUGCUUGUGCAUCUCUUCCUUGACGGUGAUGUGGGCAGCUACGCUGGUCAGCAAAGCAUGGAGGACCACCUCUGCCUGGAUGAGAGCGUG